This is a messenger RNA of Zea mays, 1653 nucleotides long. RefSeq lists its product as uncharacterized. The transcript has 10 exons. The record is from RefSeq and is marked provisional. Gene Ontology annotation, molecular function: protein binding; guanyl-nucleotide exchange factor activity. Gene Ontology annotation, biological process: endoplasmic reticulum to Golgi vesicle-mediated transport. Lineage: Eukaryota; Viridiplantae; Streptophyta; Magnoliopsida; Poales; Poaceae. Gene Ontology annotation, cellular component: endoplasmic reticulum membrane. Bases 120 to 1313 code for a protein of 397 amino acids.
CUCUCCUCAAACAACAGCGGCACAGCGCUCGAUUCGGCUUCGCCUCGACUCGCGGGCUCCCCUCGCAAAGCUCUAAACCCCUCUGAGAGAACCUAUCCGGGCCACCACAACCGCCACCCAUGGACGGCGGCGACGCUCCGGCGGCGGGAGGCGGGAAGGUGGCGUGCGCGGCGUGGAUCCGGCGCCGGGAGGACAAGUCGGCGGCGGCGCCGGCGCGGGUGUUCGCGGCGUACGGCCGGGCGGGGGCGGCCGGCUCCCCGGCCGCUCUCGAGGUGCUUGGCUUCGACGCCAAGGAGUGCUCCCUCUCCCCCUCUCCCCUGGCGAGGGCCGUGAUCGGGGACGGCGGCGCGGGUGACGCGCCGCGCGGCAUCGCGGUGCACCCCGCCGGUGACGAGCUCGUCUGCGCCACGGCGAAGGGCUGCAGGUUAUUCAAACUGAUAUUUGAUGAGUUCACAGUACGCAUUAUUCCAAGAGAUGCUCCUCUACUAGAAUCUGUUGGACCACAAAAGUGUCUUGCUUUCAGCACAGAUGGUGCAAAAUUUGCAAUUGGUGGAGAGGAUGGACAUCUCAGAAUAUUCCAUUGGCCAAGCAUAAAAGUGCUUUUGGAUGAGCCCAAAGCUCAUAAAUCCUUCCGAGACAUGGAUAUCAGCUUAGACUCAGAGUUCUUAGUUUCAACAUCCAUUGAUGGAUCUGCGAGAAUAUGGAAGAUAGAUGAGGGCGCACCACUGGUCAAUUUGACUCGAUCCUCGGAUGAGAAGAUCGAGUGCUGCCGCUUUUCUAGGGAUGGCAUGAAACCGUUCCUGUUUUGCACUGUUGCAAAAGGUCCCAAAGUUGUUACAGUUGUCUGGAACAUAAGCGAUUGGGAGAGAAUUGGGUACAAAAGACUUCUGGGGAAGCCUAUCUCCACACUCUCAGUUAGCUUGGAUGGGAAGUAUCUGGCAUUAGGAAGCCACGAUGGUGACUUCUGUGCUGUUGAUGUGAAGAAAAUGGAAGUUUCCCACUGGAGCAAGAAGGUCCAUCUUGGCUCCCCAGUCACCUCCAUUGAAUUUUGUCCUAGUGAAAGGGUUGUAAUCUCCACAUCACAUCAGUGGGGAGCAGAGCUCACGAAACUGAACGUGCCUGCCGACUGGAAAGAAUGGCAGGUCUGGCUCGUACUCCUGGCGCUCUUCCUAGCCUCCGCCGUCCUGUUCUACGUGUUCUUCGAGCGAUCAGACACGUUCUGGAACUUUCCCAUGGGGCGGCACCAGCCGGCGAAGCCAUGGAACGUGCUCAAGGAGUCUCCUCCGGUCCCCGAGGACCAGACUCCAUGGUGAUGGUAUUGCUUCCAUCGCGUCAUCUGUGAAGAGAAGAGCGAUACUGUCCCAGACCCAACAAAGCCACCGCGUGCUGUUUAUCUUGUUACAAUUAUAAAUCGUCCAUGCUUGUUCUACCACUCUCAGCCAGUGACCACGCAAGUUUGUAACCCUGGACUGCCAUAAACCAGGUGAUAGUAAUUGAACAUUCUGUCUUCGUGCGAGUGUCUGAGUGUGUAUCCAGGUAUUACCAUGCCGACCACUGUCCUGCUUCCUGAUGACGAGGUGGCUGAUUUCCUCGUCUUUAUUUAUACGUUUUGGGAUCAAGAGAAAUAAAGGAGCUAAAACCUCUUUGCUAUUC